Messenger RNA from Parus major (Great Tit), 5411 nucleotides. RefSeq names its product CTD small phosphatase like (gene CTDSPL). The record is from RefSeq and is a predicted model, not a curated record. Gene Ontology annotation, molecular function: RNA polymerase II CTD heptapeptide repeat phosphatase activity. The transcript has 9 exons. Lineage: Eukaryota; Metazoa; Chordata; Aves; Passeriformes; Paridae. Bases 56 to 937 code for a protein of 293 amino acids.
CACACAAGCCUGCCUCUGAGAGGGAAAUAGCCAGGUGGAAUCUCACUCUGUUUCCAUGGACAACCCGUCCAUUAUCACCCAGGUGACUAACCCCAAAGAGGAGGAGAUCCUGUCCUGCACUCAGGAUAAAGUGUCCCAAUGUAAUAUCAGCUUGAAGAAGCAGAGGAGUCGAAGUAUCUUUAGCACCUUAUUCUGCUGCUUUCGUGACUACAAUGUCGAGCCACCAUCUACCAACAGCACCAGUGCUCUGCCUCCUUUGGUGGAGGAGAAUGGAGGACUUCAGAAGGGUGACCAGAUGCAGGUCAUGCCUAUACCAAGUGGAAUAUACUAUUUCCACGGGACUGAAGCAGUGCAGCAGUCGUUUCACUACAAGCCACCAGCUAAAUACCUCCUGCCAGAACUGACAGCAUCAGACUAUGGGAAGAAGUGUGUGGUCAUUGAUUUAGAUGAAACUUUAGUGCACAGUUCAUUUAAGCCAAUUAGCAAUGCUGAUUUCAUCGUUCCUGUUGAAAUUGAUGGAACCAUACAUCAGGUUUAUGUAUUGAAACGACCACAUGUGGACGAGUUUCUUCAGAGGAUGGGAGAGCUCUUUGAAUGUGUACUCUUCACAGCCAGUCUAGCCAAGUAUGCAGACCCAGUAGCUGACUUACUGGAUCGCUGGGGUGUGUUCAGGGCAAGGCUCUUUAGAGAAUCCUGUGUUUUCCACCGAGGGAAUUACGUGAAGGAUCUGAGUCGACUGGGCCGUGAGCUGAGUAAAGUUAUUAUAGUAGAUAAUUCUCCUGCAUCUUACAUCUUCCAUCCUGAAAAUGCAGUGCCUGUGCAGUCCUGGUUUGAUGACAUGACAGACACAGAGCUGCUAGAUCUUAUUCCUUUCUUUGAAGGACUAAGCAAAGAGGAAGAAGUUUACAGUAUGCUUCAUAAACUCUGCAACAGGUAGCCCUUAACUCUGACUGACUCCUGCUCCUAGAUUGCAGUUGCUAGAGGCUGUCUCCAUCUCUUUCAGCUCUUUCAAGUGUAAGCUUUGGGGAGGUCACCCCUGUCAGAAGUGCUACUCUUGAUCUUCCUGUUACAUUGGACACGAAGGACAAUCAUGAGUGAUGCUAUUAAGCCUUCAGAAGCCUGACUCCUAAGGUCAUGUGUUCAGACUACUUUUUUAAAGGAAAAAAAAAAAAAAAAAAAAAAAGAAGCUAUUUUAAAUGGGACUCUUUUAAUUAAUUUCAUAAAUGGACAUCUUUUACUGGAUCAGCUUUUCUUAAAACAUGCCAAAAAAAGAAGCUUGUAUUUCAGCAGUUGAAUUUCUCUCCCUUUCUUCCCCUCCCACUAUGCAGACAAUUUUACCCCCCUGCUUAGAGCAGUUGACCUGACUCUGAAUUUUUUCUUACAGAAUGAAGUGCCUUUUUGAAUGUUAUUUUAAGAUAAAAAUUCAUUUUUGUAUAAGACGUAUUUCCAGACAUCUUUUAGUCUUGUAUUGUCUAAAUGCUUUAAAAGGAAAAAGGAAAAAAAAAAAAAUUUAUAGAGCACUGUAAUAUAUAACAAAGGAAAAAGUUGAAACCAAGAUGCUGGGUUCCUGUCUCCACGAUGACAUUGAGUUGUGUUACACUUUGUCAUGCUCAGAAGGUUCAGGCGUUCGUGGGAGAGGUGAAUUGGGGUCACUAACGUGUUUCACUGAUGAGGAUUUUGGGCACAGUUUUAAAACAUAUCUGCAGUUGUUUAUUUAGGGGAGUGAUGGAGUUGAGGAAAUGAGGUGGCUGAUAGACCUAAAGCACCUUUAAUUCCAGACAGAUGAAGUUCUGCUGUCUCUGCUUACGCACAACUGCCAUGCCUCUUCUUUUUUGGAAAACCUUUAUCUUGGGAGAACAGCGAGGAGAUCUAUUUAUUAGUUUAACAUUCUUUUCUCAAAACAACCCAACUGGGUAAGCUGGAUCUAUAUUGAGCUGUUUGGAGUACUUUUUUCUUUAAAUUGCUGCUACUGUAUACUCACCAAAUGGAGUUGACCAUCGGCUGUUAUACUGUUUUUGCCACUGUGCCUGUGCUAUGAGACAUUUUCUGUAAGCUGCAAACUUGGGCAAUAAAUAAAAUGCAGGCUUCAUAACCCACCCCCCUGGAUUAAUCCACUGGUAUCUGAUAUACCAGAGAACCCAGUUAAAGGUGACCUGUAAAGGAAUUUUUUUAUUUUUUUUUUAAUUAAGAUGAAGCCCUCUCCUUUCUUUGCUACAUGAAAAUGCAGGAAGUAUUUUGCCCACACCUUUGAUUUGUGUUUCUUUUUCCCCAAGGUGUAAGGUGCAGAUUAGGAGCUGUGUCAAGUCUUGCUGGAAGGGCAGAAGUUACUAGCCUAGACUAAAAUUGGUCCUCUGGAUUUGGAGUUGAGUUAGACUCAUCUCUGAAUCUGAGAGCCUGCUUAACAUCUUCUGCAGUGCCAUAGGUACCUUUUCAGAUGAAUGAUUUUUAAAUACUUUAUGCCUUUAGAGAACAAGGCACAUAUUUUUUUCCCCCCCCUGCUUUCCAGUGUCACCUUUCAGUUAUUUCAGUCCACAGCAGAAAUCUGCAAACACAAAAAGUGCAGCUGCAUUUGGCUGUCAUCAGAGAAGACUAAAUGGACUAUUUGGUGCUUCUAAUUAGCCUUGUGCUAAAUUCUGAAUUGUAGACCCCCUUUGCCUUUUCUCUUUUCCUCGAAAAGUCCCGAUGACUUGGGGAAAGAACCAAAAUUCCUUAGUGAUGGACUUGGGGCUUGUGAUCCUUGUCUCAAGAGCGUUGGUGAAGCAGCUUAACAAAUCCAUCCCAGAGGGGCAGGCCAGUCUGCACAGGCAGUGAGUGGGUGGUGGUGGGUGCAGGAUCAACCUGAGCCCCCCCUGCAGUGCAGCUGUGCUCCAGCUGUGCUCCAGCUGUGCUCCAGCUGUGCUCCAGCUGUGCUCCAGCUGUGGCUGGGCCCAGGGGGUGCUGGAGGCAGUCCCAUCACACCCGUGAGUCUGUAGGGCAGCACCCUUUUGUUUCUUAACCAGCUGGCAUCACCUUAGUACUGUAUAAAUCUGUGCCACAACAAAAAGAUAAACUGUCAAGUUUAAAAAUUUAAAAAAAAAAAAAACAUAAACAAAGCCUACUUUGUUUAAAAAUAUAACAAAAAAAACAAACAAAAAAAAGGACGUAUGGAUUCUGGUUAGUCCAUUAACGUUUACUUUCAGUUUAAGAUGGUUUAAUUUUGUAUUUGACUCCAGAGUAACGAAACUGUAAGCUGCCAAAAAAAAGAAAAAAGAUAAAAAAAGUUGUUCUCUGAGCAGUAUUUUCAACUGUGCCUGUGGCCCCUGGGCCCCAGUGCAGUUUGCAGGGAAGUAUUCAGGUUGUAGUUAGUCUUGCAGGUAUGAGAGGAAUGGCUGAAGAAAUUCAAAGACUUUUUCUCGUUAGCAUUAGACCAAACAAUCAGACAGUGAGUAAAUAAGCCACGAGACAGGGCCGUGUGACAGUUGUGACCUGUUGGACGUGAGACAAACCAUUGUCACCCUUUUGCAUCUCUGGAAGCAGCGAUUUCAUGAACCAGUUGCCUUAAGUCUGUGAAUGAAUGUUGAUUAUAUUAUUAAAGUGUCUUGUAUUGUUUUCAAAUCCACAUAGAAUGGACAACUGAACUUCUGCACCAGCCUCUGGAGGAACGGUUCUGAUGUUUGCUUUCUGAUUGUUCUGUACAACCACACUUGGACUGUAUUAUUUUGGCUCUUAAAACCCCCAAAUUUUAAAAAAGCCCAACUUACUGUAACUUAGUACAGCAUUAAAAUGACAAUACAAAGACAAAAAAAAAACUUAGCACAGCUUUGAUCUCUGUUAGUAUUAAGAGUAUUUUCUAUAAGUUCUGAUCAGUUCUAUUUUUUUAACCCACCCAACUUGUAUGGAAAUAAAACUCAGAGUGCUCUGCAAUCAGGUUUGGACUCCCCUGGGUAUUCAGAUUUGGCCAAAGGGAUCAAACUGUCACAGUUGUUUAUUUUGACACGAUCAUCAUACUUGAAAUUUCAAGAGUUGAGUUUGUGUGGAUAUAUAUACACUAUAUAUUUAGAGUUUCUAGAUUCUAAAAAAGCAAUAGAGUUCUGUCCAUAAAGUCAGAGAACGAGUGGAAUGUUUGUAAAAUUCGCAAUACGGGUAUUUGAUUGUAUUUUAAAUACGAGAUUUAAAAAAAAAAUUAAAAAAAAAAUUCAAAUAGGAAAAAAAAAAACCCCAAACCUACAACUUGUUUCCUAAAUCUCUUGCGUAUUUUGAAGUGCAGUUACUGCAUGCAGGUCACCAGGGCUGUUAUAAACCCUGGGUUUCAAUUCUGUUUCUGGAUAUUAUAUAAAUAUUAAAAAAGUCUUUUCCCAGUUGGUCAUUCUAAAGAGAUGCUGCCUGGCCUGAAGUUCUGUUGUCCUUUUUAUGUUGGGUUAAAAAACGUUUUUUUGCCUGUAUGGGUAUUUUUAAAUUAAGCUGAAAGGCAGAAUGCCUUAGACCCUUGAAACUCCAACGGGAGCGUUAACAGUGAAAUUGCCAUUUGUAACCUUAGGGCUGUGCUCAGAACCCUUGCUCACACCAGGAAGCGUGGCAGGCUGGGCAUGGGGAGAUGGUGGCAAAUGUACAAUAUUGCUGUGUUCAUUUAGGUAGCUUUGGAAGAAUAAUUUUGUCUCUUUGUUUCGCCCUUUUGAUCUUUAUUAAAACAGCAAAAAAGUUACGCGUGGAAGAAACUCAACACCUGGAGACGUUUUGGUUGUCAGUGUACGCAAUCACUUUUCUUACAGCAUGAUUUUGAUUAGACUGGUUGGGGACAAUAAAGUAUCUAAAUGACACUGGUGUGUGCUGAUGUUGCAGCUUUUGAAAUUUCAGUGUGUAAAAAAAAAAACAAGAAAAAGAAUCUGUAGCUCUGUGACUUCCGAAGGCAUUAACCCUCUGUUGGACAGAUUGUUUUUAACCUAAUAAACCACAGUUCCGCACAGCCCUAUUUGUAAAACAAAAACAAGUUUGUGCCUCUGAUUCCAAGGUGCUGUGAUGUUUUUUUUGCCUUUGUGGGGUGAGGAGGGGCGGGUGAGACUGGCGUGGGACAAUUGCUUCAAAAUCUCUGGGCUAACUAUGCAAAACCAGCUGUCAGUUUUCUGUUUCACAUGAUGUUGUAAAAUCCCAGCUGACUCUCUCUUAUUUCUUGUUAAAGAUCUGUUGGGAGCUCCUCAACAGAGGAGUAAGCAAUGGAAAUGUUUCUUUCUUUCUUUCCUUUUUCUUCCUUUUUUUUUUUUUUUUUUUUUUUGUUCCUUAUGAUGGAGCUGUUUACACUUUGAUGCAAUGAACAAUCCAGCAAUACUUGAGAAACACUACAGAUACCAUAUGAGUGUUUGCAGGAGAGGGGAGUGUUGUCAAUCAGGUAUUGAAUGGUUUCUUUACUGUCACAAAUAAAAAAUUUUAACAAUAUA